GAUCAUGGACCUUUUUUUUUUUUUUUUUUGCUGUUCUCUGAUCAGCUUCAUCUUUAAAGAUACCCGACUGAUGCUGAUGCUGCUGCACUGAGGAGGGAUGGAGGGAGGAGGCAGCACCUCCCCUCCUGGUCCUGAGAUGAGAGAGGCUGGCGAUGCUUUGCUGGACCACACCUCCUCGGCGUGACUUCAUCACGUCAAGUUGGUUGCCGCUGCAUUAAAGAGAGAGAUUUGUAUGAGAGGAGGCUGGAGAGGGAGGGUCGUGCAUGACAUCAUUCCCACGGAGUCAGUGCGCGGACUCGCUUGUGGUUCCUCCAAGUGCGCACGGCGGCUGAGGCUGAGGGAGCGACUCCUGCUGCCGAACCCAGACGCGCAUCUCCACCAGCAAGCUGCGCUCCUGGGCUGGAUUAAUAUAUAUAUAUAUAUAUAUAUUAUAUAUAUAUAGAUAAAUAUUAUAGAGGAACUUCAUAUUGGACACAUCGAAGGGAGGCACACUUAAAAAAAAACCCAAAAAGAACCCCGAGGAUUAUUUGUUUGUUUUAAAAAAAAAGAUGAAGAUGUGAGGGUUCCACGCUGCAAGAACCAGAAAGAAACUCCGAGGCUGAUAAAAGGUACGCAUGAGCGAGUAACAAGAGGAAGAAGUGGAAGAAGUGGCUGCUGGUAUAGCCGAAGAUAUGAAGUUUAAGAGGUUCUGAAAACAAGCCAGUGAGUGCUAAACCAUCCUGCCUGCAGAACUCUAUCAUCCCCGUGCAGUUGGUGCCUCGGCAUUCCAGCCAGGUGGAAGAUAAGACCCACCCCUUCCUUCCCUGUACCCCACCCCCCAACCUACUCCCACCGGAACAAAGAUGGCCACGGGGAGUGUCGCUCGUCUGUCCUUGCCAAUCCUGCUGCCUGUUACACUUCUGCUGCUAUCACUGCUGCUCACUGGCUCCCAGGCCUUAUCACCGCCACGAUUCACGAAAGUCCCUGUUGACCAGAUAGGUGUCUCCGGGGGUGUCGUGUCCUUUGUUUGCCAGGCGACGGGGGACCCCAAGCCAAGGGUUAGCUGGAAUAAAAAAGGCAAAAAGGUCAACUCCCAGCGUAUAGAGACCAUUGAAUUCGACGAGGGCGCCGGCGCUGUGCUCCGAAUCCAGCCUCUGCGUCAACCGCGUGACGAGAACAUCUAUGAAUGUGUGGGUGAGAACAGCGAGGGCGAGAUCACAGUCAACGCCAACCUGUCCAUCAUCCGAGACGACCUUCUCCCUCCUGGCUUCCCGAAAAUUGACAUGGGCCCUCAGUUGAAAGUAGUGGAGCGAACCCGGACUGCAACAAUGCUUUGUGCCGCCAGUGGCAACCCCGACCCAGAAAUCACUUGGUAUAAAGACUUCCUGCCCAUUGACCCCAGUGCUAGUAAUGGGCGAAUCAAACAGCUCCGUUCAGGUGCCUUGCAGAUUGAGAACAGCGAGGAGACGGACCAGGGGAAGUACGAGUGCGUGGCGUCUAACGUGGAAGGCGUGCGCUACUCGUCCUCUGCUAACCUUUAUGUGCGAGUCCGGCGGGUUCCUCCUCGCUUCUCCAUUCCACCGACGAGUCAGGAAAUCAUGCCAGGUGGUAGUGUGAACAUAACGUGCGUGGCGGUGGGAUCCCCCAUGCCUUACGUCAAGUGGAUGUUGAAUUCGGACGACCUGACGCCAGAGGACGAGAUGCCUGUGGGUAGGAAUGUCCUUGAGCUGAGCAGCGUCCGUGAGUCGGCCAACUACACCUGUGUGGCCAUGAGCAGUCUUGGCAUUAUUGAGGCUGUUGCGCAGAUCACCGUCAAAUCUCUUCCAAAGCCUCCAGGUACUCCAGUGGUAACUGAAACCACAGCCACUAGUGUGACUAUCACCUGGGACUCCGGCAACCCUGACCCAGUCACCUACUAUAUCAUCCAAUACCGUGCAAAAUCCCCUGACAGCAAGUACGAGACAGUGGACGACAUCACCACCACACGUUACAGCAUCGGCGGCCUCUACCCCAACACGGAGUAUGAAAUCCGAGUCUCGGCCGUCAACACGAUUGGCCAGGGUCCUCCCAGUGAGCCAGUGGAGACCAGAACCGGUGAACAAGCCCCUGCUAGUCCACCCCGAAACAUCCAUGUCCAGAUUAUAUCCCAAAACACCAUGCUGGUAACGUGGGCGGAACCAGAGGAACCAAACGGGCAGAUUAAGGGCUAUAGGGUUUAUUACACCAUGGAUGACUCCCAGCCUAUGAGCCUCUGGCAGAUCCAUAAUGUCCAGGACAGCAUCAUCACGACCAUAAAGAGCCUUGUUCCUCAAGAGACGUACACCAUCAAAGUCCUAGCUUUUACGUCAGUAGGCGAUGGACCCUUCUCAGAGCCAGUCCAUGUUAAAGUGCUGCAAGGAGUUCCUGGUCAGCCAUCCAAAUUUCAGGUGGGCGACGUGUCUGAUACCAGCAUCCAACUAACUUGGGAACCUGCCUUUGAUAAAGAAGGAAUUAUCAAAUAUGAACUUCGCUACACUGAAGGCAGUUUUGGCUCUCAGAUGAAUAAAACAUUUGGGCCUGCAUCUUCAUACAUUGUGGAAGGCCUCCGCCCAAACACCGAGUAUCACUUCUCCCUGGCAGCCAUCUCUAACAAAGGCACCGGAGCUUUCACCAAUGACGUAUCGCAGAAGACCUUGCAAGCCAAUCCUUCAGCCCCCCCUCAAGACAUUAAGUGCAGCAGCACCAGCUCCACCUCCUUGCUGGUAAGUUGGCGCCCCCCGCCACUGAGGAGCCAGAAUGGUGUCCUGGCGGGGUAUAGGGUGCGCUACCAGGUGGUGGGACAGGCGGAGGGCGGCGGUGACGAUGUGGAGCCAAUGGAGGAGCCCACCGUGCCUGCCUCCGAAGAGCGGGUGCUGCUGCAGCGAUUGGAGAAGUGGACCCAGUAUCGCAUCACCGUGUCUGCCUUCACGGUUGUUGGGCCGGGCCCUGAAAGCGAGCCCUUUAACUGCCGGACGGAUGAAGACGUUCCUGGCGCCCCUCCGAGGCGUGUGGAGGUGGAGGUCUUAAACUCCACCGCACUCAAGGUGAUGUGGCGUUCGCUCAUGCCUGGGAGGCAGCACGGCCAGAUCCGUGGCUACCAGGUCCACUACGUCCGCGUGGAGAACGGGGAGUCCAGGGGCCUGCCCCUCAUUAAGGACGUCAUGCUGGCCGACGCCCAGUGGGAAACGGACGAUAUCGCUGAAUAUGAAAUGGUUAUUGGAGGAUUGAAGCCGGACACCACCUACUCCAUCACGGUGGCGGCAUACACCACCAAGGGCGAUGGAGCACGGAGCAAACCCAAACUGGUUGUGACCAAAGGUGCAGUGCCUGCUCCGCCCAUUUUGUCAGUGACUCAGGAGUCGGAAACAUCUGCUCUGGUUCGCUGGGACCCCCCCGAUCUAAAAAACGGCAUGGACCUUCAAGGUUACAGGCUCCAGUUUGGUCGGAAAGACGUCUCACCUUUGGCCACGCUAGAGUUUACCCCCCAGGAACGACAGUACUCUGUGGGCAACAUUCACCGCGGGGCCACCUACCAGUUCAAACUGUCCGCCAAAAGCAGGGGGGGCUUUGGGGAGGAAGCUGGUGUGGAACUCCGAGUGCCCGAGAAUAUACCAGGUGGUUACCCUCAAAUGAACGAAGGCUCCAACGUGACAUGUUGCUCCGUGCAGCUGUCCUGGUCACCGCCGGUGCUGGCCGAGAGGAACGGCGUAAUCACCGAGUACACUUUGGCCUUCAAGGAAACUGGCAGUAGAGAAGCACAGCAGGAGCUCCGAGUACCCCCCAACCUGUCCAGCUUCGUCCUCAACAGCCUCAAACCAAACUCUGCUUACGAUGUGAAAAUGCGCGCGCACACCAUUGUAGGUCCCGGGCCCUACAGCCCACCUAUCCAGUAUCGGACGGUGGCCAAUGAUCCAACAGAUGUGCCAAAGAAUUUUACCAUCAAGUGGGCGACCAAGACCACCGUGGUCCUUGCCUGGAAGUUUUCUGACAGCAGGUCCCCAUACAAAUGCACGAUUGAAUACAACCGUCAGAAGAUGGAUGUCGAUGCCAGGCAGCUGAAGGCCUUCAUCACUGGACUAAGGCACAACACCACUUACGAGUUCAGGGUGACAUGCCAAGAAAGCAUGGACAGCGGGCCAAAACACCGUGUGGUAGCCAAGACGGCACCACUCAUCCUGGUCAGGAAGCCCAAGCUGGACAUCUACGCCGAGCCUGACGAUAUUCUCACCAUGUCGUUUCCACCCGUCGAUGGAAAGGAUGUCAAGAUUUUUUAUGUGGUUGUGGUGCCAUUGAGAAGGACCUUAGGGACUGUCAAGAAUCUAAAGACUCCUGACGAGAUGGACAUUGAAGAGCUGUUGCGGGAGGUGACCCCAAAGCGCCGGUCACGCCGUCAGCUGGCUCAGCUGGACCAGAGGAAGCCUUACAUCACAGCCUGCUUCCGGCAGCUUCCUUCCAGCUUCACCGUGGGCUCUGACCAUCGCCAGAGCAGCUGUGAGAAUAAAGCUCUCGAACCUGGCCAGGAGUACGUCUUCUUCCUCAUGGCUGAACUGAAUACGACUGCCGGGAAAAUGUUUGCGACCAGCCCUUACACUGACACGGUGAUGAGUCCCGUGCUGGUGGACCCUCAGCCAGUGGAGACCGGCGGGGAUGGGCUCAUUUGGGUGGUCGGUCCAGUCUUGGCCGUGGUCUUCAUCAUCUGCAUUGUCAUUGCAAUCCUCCUGUACAAAAACAAACCUGACAGCCGCAAGAGAAAGGAGUCAGAACCCCGCACAAAGUGCCUGCUGAACAACGCCGACAUCACCCCCCACCACCCCACUGACCCUGUGGAAAUGAGACGCAUCAACUUCCAAACGCCAGGUAUGAUGAAUCACCCUCCUAUCCCCAUCUCCGAGCUGGCGGAGCACACGGAGCUUCUGAAGGCCAACGACAACCUCAAGCUUUCCCAGGAAUACGAGUCCAUCGAUCCAGGCCAGCAGUUCACCUGGGAGCAUUCCAACCUGGAGGUGAACAAGCCGAAAAAUCGUUACGCCAAUGUCAUUGCGUACGACCACUCCCGCGUCAUCCUGGCUCCCAUAGAGGGCAUCACGGGGAGCGACUACAUCAACGCCAACUACAUCGACGGCUACAGGAAACAGAACGCUUACAUCGCCACCCAGGGUCCUUUACCAGAAACCUUCGGGGACUUCUGGAGGAUGGUGUGGGAGCAGCGAGCCGCCACCGUGGUCAUGAUGACCCGACUGGAGGAGAAGUCACGGAUCAAGUGUGACCAGUACUGGCCCAGUCGUGGCACUGAAACCUAUGGUAUGACCCAAGUGACCCUGUUGGACACCAUCGAAUUGGCCACUUUCUGUGUCCGCACCUUCUCCUUGCACAAGAACGGCUCCAGCGAGAAACGUGAGGUCCGCCAGUUCCAGUUCACGGCGUGGCCCGACCACGGUGUGCCGGAAUACCCGACCCCCUUCCUGGCCUUCCUGCGCAGGGUCAAGACCUGCAACCCGCCUGAUGCUGGACCCAUCAUCGCCCACUGCAGUGCCGGCGUCGGUCGGACAGGGUGUUUCAUUGUGAUCGACGCCAUGCUGGAGCGGAUCAAGCACGAGAAGACGGUGGACAUUUACGGCCACGUGACGCUGAUGCGCUCGCAACGGAACUACAUGGUGCAGACGGAGGACCAGUACAGCUUCAUACACGACGCCCUGCUGGAGGCGGUGGCCUGUGGCAACACGGAGGUGGCGGCUCGCAGCCUCUACUCCUACAUCCAGAAGCUGGCCCAGGUGGAGAGCGGCGAGCACGUCACCGGCAUGGAGCUGGAGUUCAAGCGUUUGGCCAACUCCAAAGCCCACACGUCACGCUUCAUCAGUGCCAACCUUCCCUGCAACAAGUUCAAGAAUCGGCUGGUCAACAUCAUGCCCUACGAGACCACGCGUGUCUGCCUGCAGCCAAUCAGAGGCCUGGAAGGAUCCGACUACAUCAAUUCUAGCUUCAUUGAUGGAUACAGGCAACAAAAGGCCUACAUUGCCACACAGGGCCCGCUGGCAGAGACUACCGAGGACUUCUGGAGAAUGCUCUGGGAGAACAAUUCCACCAUUGUCGUCAUGUUGACCAAACUGAGAGAGAUGGGAAGGGAAAAGUGUCACCAGUAUUGGCCCGCGGAGCGCUCUGCCAGGUAUCAGUACUUUGUGGUGGACCCCAUGGCGGAGUACAACAUGCCUCAGUACAUCCUUCGAGAGUUCAAAGUCACGGAUGCCCGGGAUGGCCAAUCCAGGACAGUAAGGCAGUUCCAGUUCACCGACUGGCCAGAGCAAGGUGUUCCCAAAUCUGGGGAGGGCUUUAUCGAUUUCAUCGGCCAGGUGCAUAAAACCAAGGAGCAGUUUGGACAGGAUGGGCCGAUCUCUGUUCACUGCAGCGCUGGUGUGGGAAGGUCGGGUGUCUUCAUCACCCUCAGCAUCGUCCUGGAGCGAAUGCGUUACGAAGGUGUGGUCGAUAUCUUCCAGACGGUGAAGAUGCUCCGAACACAGAGGCCAGCUAUGGUCCAAACUGAGGACGAGUACCAGUUCUGCUAUCACGCCGCUCUGGAGUACUUAGGAAGCUUUGAUCACUAUGCAACGUAAAAAGCCAUCUCGCCCCACCACCGCCGCCCCCCCCCCCCCCCCCCCCCCUACACCCCGGCCCCCAUGAGUCCCGUCACCACCCCGCCUCGCCCCCGACCCGACAGUCUCCUGAGCCAUAGAAACUUGAAUUUUUGAAGCAAGCCGUCGUCGCACAACAAGCGCUCAGUCGGACGCGUCACACCAAGAUACCAUUGUAGAUCUUUUAAAACCCCACCCGAUAUUCCCGUCUUGAGAAGAUUCUGACCCGGAAGUUAAGGCUCGAGCCGUGUGGGGUGGGGGGGGGGCUAUCCAAGCGUCGGACCGCUUACCUUACCUCGAGUAAACAUCCACGACGAACGAGACGGACUUCACCAGUAGGGGUUGUUUCCGACACAUUUUGUGUGACGUUCGGAGAGACGACCACUCAAAGAAGAGGACGACUGAUGUCACAUAUCUUCAAGAUGGCUUCUCCGGUCAACCACAACAGAAAAUAAGGUUGGUGGACGGUGACCAUGUCCGACAUUUUUUUGUGUGUGUGUGUUUUUUUUUUCGUUUAACCACCUUUGCGGUUUGGGAAGCGGGACGAAGACGCGCCACAAAGCCUUCCUUUGGUGUACAGUAGUGACCAACGCUCUCGGUGAACAUUUUCCAUUUCCUGUCCAAGGCUGAACAUGCUGCUUCUCUCGCCUGUGCUGUAGCUCUCUCAUCUCAGAACACAGCCUUUCCCUGACUUCACUUUUAAGAUGCGCUCCAUCCUCAUUUUGUCCCAUCUAAAGGGGGCGGAGAAAAAGGAAAAAAAAAACAACAAAAAACGAAGCUUUAGUUCUGGCUCUCCGUGUUGUUGAUGACGUCUGCGGAGCGUGUUAGCUGGUGAUGCUGGGAGGAGGAACAUCUCGCACAUCCCGGAGAUAAAGAACUGAAACCACACGGACACGGGUGUUUCCUGAAUGUUCUCCGCUCCUUAAAAAGCUGCCUUUUUGGUCAAUUCGGAGCGGACUGGAGAGUUUCAAAAAGUUUCCGUGCGGACGAGUGAAAAACAUAAGCAGAGGUGGGUAGUAACAUUUAUGCCAAUAAAUGUACUUUUUGGAUGAACUGUAGUAGUUUUAUCCCAUCAAAUCCAAUCCACUUUAUUUAUAUAGCACAUUUAAACAACAAAUAUGUUUCCAAAGUGCUGCACAACAAUAUUAAAAAUAAUAUUCAAAUAUUAUCCUUAGCUCCAACAAUGACUGAAUAAAAACAAAAAAUAAAUAUGAUUAAAAACGAUUUAAAAGGGUAAAACCAAUGAAAACAAUAAAUAGAAAUCAACAUUUUAAAAAAAACAGAGGACCACACAACUCACGUAGUGUUAAAAGCCAAAGAAUAAAAGUGGGUCUUAAGACGAGACUUAAAACACUCCACUGUGGGAGCAGUUGGAACAUGGAGGGGCAGAGUGUUCCAGAGUUUAGGGCCGACCACAGAGAAGGUCCUGUCUCCCCUGGAUUUAAGUCUCGUCCCGGGCACCACGAGCUGGAGCUGGCUCUCGGACCUCAGAGCGCGCGCAGGAGUGUACAUUUGGAUGAGGUCCGAGAUAUACUGAGGUGCCAGUCCAUGUAAAGCUUUAAAAGCAAACAGCAAGGUUUUAAAAUCAAUUCUAAAAUGAACAGUUAGCCAGUGCAAACUCUCAAGAUUGAUUGUAGAAAACUGUUCAUUGAUUUAGAAUCAAGAUCAAUUAGAAUCACAAUUCAGAUUUGUAUCGAUUUUUUUUCUCCAAUUGAUUCUAGAAAACUGAAUUGAUUUAGAAUUGACAUAAAUUAGAAUCACAAUUCGGACUUAUAUCGAUUUUUUUUUCUUCUAUGAAUUACAAUCGCAAUUUGGAUUUUUAUCCUUUUUUUUUUUAGAAAACGGUUUUCUAGAAUCGAGAUGUAUUAGAAUCACAAUUCGGACUUUUAUAAAAAAAAUAAAAAAAAUUAAUCGAUUCUAGAAAUCCAUUUCUUAGAAUGCAGAUUAAUUAGAAUUGCAAUUCUGACUUGUAUCGAUUAUUUAUUUUAUUGAUUGUAGAAAACUGUUCAUUGAUUUAAAAUCGAGAUCAAUUACAAUCACAAUUCAGACUUUUAUACUUUUUUUUUUCUUCUAUUGAUUCUAGAAAACUUAAUUUACAGUUGAGAUGAAUUACAAUCACAAUUCGAACUUGAGUCGUUUUUGUUGUUCUUUUUUUUAAUAAUGAAAAAAAAAACUGUUAAUUUAGUAUCUAGAUUAAUUAAAAUCACAUUUUCGGACUUGUAUGGAUUAUUUAUUUAUUUUUCUAUUGAUUCCGGGAAAACUUUUCAUUGAUUUAGAAUUGACAUAAAUUAGAAUCACAAUUCAGACUUUUAUCGAUUUUUUUUUUUCUAUUGAUUCUAGAAACGUUUAAUUGAAUUACAAUCGCAAUUUGGACUUUUAUCCUUUUUUUUCUUGAAAACGGUUUUCUAGAAUCAAGAUGUAUUAGAAUCACAAUUCGGACUUUUAUUUUUUUUUAAAUUUAUAAAUCGAUUCUAGAAACUGUUUCUCAGAAUCCAGAUUAAUUAGAAUUGCAAUUCUGAUUUGUAUCGAUUAUUUUAUUUUUUUAUUUUAUUGAUUGUAGAAAACUGUUCAUUGAUUUAGAAUCAAGAUCAAUUAGAAUCACAAUUCAGACUUUUAUACUUUUUUUUUUUUCUAUUGAUUCUAGAAAACUUAAUUUAUAGUUGAGAUGAAUUACAAUCACAAUUAGAACUUGAGUUAAAAAAAAAUGUUAAUUUUGUAUCUAGAUUAAUUAAAAUCACAUUUUCGGACUUGUAUGGAUUAUUUAUUUAUUUUUCUAUUGAUUCCAAGAAAACUUUUCAUUCAUUUAGAAUUGACAUGAAUUAGAAUCACAAUUCGGACUUUUAUCGAUUUUUUUUUUCCUAUUGAUUCUAGAAACGUUUAAUUGAUUUAGAAUUGAGAUGAAUUACAAAUCACAAUUUGGACUUUUAUGUUUUAAAAAAAAAAUAUUGAUUCUAGAAAACUAUUUUCUAGAAUCGAGAUGAAUUAGAAUCACAAUUUUUUAAAUUUAAAAAAAAUUUAAAUUUAGAAUCUAAAUGAAUUAAAAUCACAAUUCAGACUUGCAUCGACUAUUUAUUUACUUUUUUAUUGAUUUUAGAAAACUUGUCAUUGAUUUAGAAUGGCACUUGGGAUGUGAAUCGGUUAAUUUCAGCAGCCCGAAUAACGAUGCCACCAAGUCCCCCUUUUUGGAGCUCCUGAUUGAACAAAAGUCACAUGGCAACUGGUGAAUGUGUUUGUUUGUCAACUGAUUUUUGGAACACACCCAGAGGAGGAAGCUUGUGCAAAUAUCCGUGUUCGUGUGGAAAAUAGACCCGCCCUAAAAAAAAUAUAUUAAAAAAAACCCCACCUGCAGGUUGCAUUUGCCGCACAAAUGUAAAAGAAGAUCAAAAUCAGCGGCUUUUAUAGUUUGGAGUCAUCCAGGCUUUGGUACGUGUUUUUUAUUUUAUUGUUUUGGAUUGUGUGAAAGUUUCUGAUGUGCGCACAAAAAAGAAGAAAAACAAGCCGAGAUGGACGGGAACUGUGUGUGUCAUCUUUUUUCUAUAUUUCCAAAAACGCCUUAUUGUUACUGUAACAUGAUGAAGACAUUAAUGUUGUAUUACGAUGAAUUAUUUUGCUUUACAUAGUUUCUUUUUGGAACAGAGAUGUUGUAUGGCUUCUUUUUUUUUUGUUUUAACAACUGCAAGAAGAGAAGUGCUUAUUUGUUCACAUUAUGUUCAAAUACAUUCUAUUUUUUCACCGUAGAGCUCCGUAUAACACGUGUGUGUGAGAGUGUGUGUAUGUACACACACACAAACACACACACACACAUUCACAGAUAUUUAACUAUAAAAAUAUAUUCAGACUUAGUUUCAAUAUUUUCUCAUUUUAUUCCCGGCCCUUUGCUUAUGUUUAAAGAUAUAAUAGUUUAUUUUCUUUUUUUAUUUCUCAUUUUAGCAUUUUAUAUUUGUAACGCUUUAGUCUGGCCCGCUCUUCUCCUCAUCCUGGUUCCGAUGAGGACUUUUUAAAAAACUAACUUUGUAGACAUGAGUAUUGGUUUUAUUAGUAGCAGCCUAGCAGUAACCGGUCCGCAGAUGAUCUAACAACUCAAAAAUGAUAUUAUAUUUUUGUCGUUACCUGUAUCGGCCCGAUUUGACAUGCUAUACUUUGUAUGAUCAUGUACAGACUGUGUAACCCCUUUUAUAAAAAGAAAAUCUAUAUGUACUUUUUUUUUUUUUUUUUUUUUUUUUUUUUACACUUGUAUUACUUUCCAACAUACUGUGGUAAUUCAUCUUUUUUUGUCAGAAAUACACAACAAUCGACAUGUAAAUAAACAAAUAUAUAGAUUAUAUGUAUUUGUAAAUCAUUUCACCCUGAAGAGCUCAAACGGUACAAAGAUUUACACAUCGCCAACUUGUUCUUCUGGAAAGAACAUGUACAGUAGGGAAGGGAUUCACAUGACCCCAUUCCUGAGGUCUUGCGUGAGAGGAAGAGAGUCUGCUGAAAACGAUGGAAAGCGCCACUCUUCAUAGCAACUGACGCUGUGGUCAAAGUUGGAAUUGCCACAAAACACAUUUUAAGGUAUUCAACACUCUAAAGUGGAGAGUGCACCCUCCCUAAUUUGUCACGUUUCAUGUGUCUGGUAAACCGCGGCGAAUGGGGCCGUACGAAUCCCCUCCCUACUGUAAAAAUACUGCUACUUUUUGCCUUUUUUUGGGGGGGUAUUUUUUGUUCCCCCUUUGCAGAAAGACAAAGUUUUCAUUGAUGAGGUCAUAAAAAUUAAUUUUGAUUCUCGUCAAAUUUCCCCUCGCUAAAUGGAUGCAAAGGACGACGCCACGGGAAUGGCGUGAAACAAGCCUCGGGUGGGGGGGGGGGGGGGGGGGAACAGAGACAACCGAAAACUUUUGGGAAUAUGUUGGACAUGUUUCACGGAGAAAGACAAGAAUCCUCUUUGGAGGCUCUGUGGGAGCGCUGAUUGCCAAAACGGAGUCUUUGGAAAAGCUCGGACUUUUCCGACUCGGCGCCGACGCCUGCCACCUGUCGUUGGAAAGCGUGGCAGAGUAGGCAGAGAAAACCACUAACAAGGAUGUGUAGAGACUACAUAACGACCGAAUGAACACAAAACGAGCUUUCAUUUGUUUGAGGGCUGUCACUUUCAAACUGUUACAUCCAACUGGUUGCUUUAAAGCCACUGUGUAUGUAGAUAUGUUGACUUUGUAUUAAAGAAAUGUUGU
Molecule: messenger RNA, 11830 nt
Organism: Entelurus aequoreus (snake pipefish)
Lineage: Eukaryota; Metazoa; Chordata; Actinopteri; Syngnathiformes; Syngnathidae
Gene: ptprsa
Product: protein tyrosine phosphatase receptor type Sa
Exons: 36
Coding region: 843-6605 (1920 amino acids)
Biological process (GO): protein dephosphorylation
Molecular function (GO): protein binding; protein tyrosine phosphatase activity
Source: RefSeq, a predicted model, not a curated record